This is a messenger RNA of Nicrophorus vespilloides, 5317 nucleotides long. RefSeq names its product mucin-5AC. The record is from RefSeq and is a predicted model, not a curated record. The transcript has 7 exons. Bases 308 to 4561 code for a protein of 1417 amino acids. NCBI's taxonomy places the organism in Eukaryota, Metazoa, Arthropoda, Insecta, Coleoptera, Silphidae.
GGGUGUCUGUGGGAGAGGACGCGCGUCGUGCCUCCGGUAGCAGCAGCGACUAGCAGAAUUCUCCCACCCGAAGUCGGUAGCAGCAGGGUCUGGCAAUCCGUCCACUCCUGCUGACUCUCUAGUCUCAGUUCAGCAGGCGGCUACGUGCGGUUGGAACGCGCGUGAAAGGACGAAAGACGCACACACAGGACGAUUAUGAAACAGUGACAGAAUACGCGCAAUCCAAAUAAACAGUUUUAACAUUAACGGACAUUGUGGAUUAUAUCAAGUUUGUGAAUUUGGCGGAAAAUUUUACGCAUCCUGCAGGAUGGCUCUAGGACGUCUCCUUCGGACGAUCCUGAUCGUAUCCGCGCUUUGUCAUCUCCACAUCACAGCGCAAGAUGAAAAUUACUACUUCGGAGCACAGCAGCCCCGUUUCAUACCGACCUACCAACAGGACGACUACAACAACUUCAAAGAUGAUUUGGACAGCUAUUAUCCGCAGAGAGACUUGCAGACUUCGGACCUCCCGUUGCAUCUGCAGCAAACUCUGCCACAGUAUCGAUUCCCAUCAACUCAACAGCCUCAAUUCUACAAUGAACCACACGGUUUCCGGCCUCAGUUUACAGAAAAUAUUGUCCCUUCCACACAUCGUCCGAACUAUUCCCAUCUUUUCAAAUCACACAACCACAAUCCCUCACAACCUGAAACAUUUUUAGGUGAAAUUACAAUCGAAAGUCCGGCUGAUCUUCCACCGGAAUUCAGCAAUCGCGCCAGCCCUUUCAAACCUUCCAUCAACUUCCCUAACCAAUGGAACGAGCAGCCCAAAUCGCAGAACAACAGAUUCCGUCUCUCGGAACCACCAAACUCGUUGCAGAAUGUAGAUAACGAUAAAACUAAAGAAAAUAAUAUACUCUUGAAGGGCCGCAACAGUUUUCUGAAUCACCGUACGAGAAUUUUCGCUCCGGAAAAGGAAGGAGAAUACAGGACGAAGCCGCAAGUCAAGGAUUACUUUGUAAACAGCAACGGGGAAGUUUUUGGAACGAAAUCUGGUCGGGCGACCACAACCCCGAUACCAGCAACCACACUCCACAGACGGUUCCCCUUCAAAAUAACAGAGGCGCCGACUUCUACAACGACCACCACGGAGAAAAGUUCCCUCGACAUCGAUUCUCUUUUAGAGGAUAUCAAAGAGGAAACUGAUAAUUCUAAUCAUAAAAACGAUGUGGAAAUUAUCAAGCAAGCUGCAAUCACUUUAGCACCUGAGCAGUUCUUCACUUUACCGCCUAGCCAUGAGAGUGAAGAGUACGAAGACGAUGACGAGUUUACGACCGACUACGAUUACUUGAAAAGCACAGAAGAUACCUCGAAGGAGAUUAAUGAUACUCACGAAGAAGGUGCCAAAAUUGUUUUCAGAAACGGCGAAUCCAAUGAAGACAACUCUAGUAACGCUGUUGAUUCCAAUAAAUCUGAAGAAUUAACGGAACCAUUUACUACUUCCACGACAACAACUACUACUACAAAAGCUCCACCUACUACCACUAGAAGUACACCAAGCACUCCAUCGACCAUUCCCUCAACCACGACAACUUCAACUACACCACUUCCUACUACCACUACUACUACGACUUCUACACCUCCUACAACUACUGCUGCUACUACCACAACUAUUACAGCUGCAACUACAAUUACAACAACCAGUAGUACGAAAUCAGAAACAAUAAGUAAUAACAUUCAAAGUGAACCAAUUACAACCGUCGCGCCACAAGUGAAAAGUUACGACGUCUUAACAAUGAAACCUUCAACAAUGGUGAAGGAUGACAAUUUCAAAACGUUCAUUGAUAGUACUGUAAUAGAUUCCAGCGAAGAAAACGAUGUUAAAACGGCGAAUGAAUCUCACAAAGAGAUCAUUAUUCAGCCUGUCGUUUCUGUCGUUACAACUAAAAGCGUCGUAAAUAACACUAUUAUCGCUACUCCGAAUCCACUUCCAACCGAACAAAUAACUUCGCCUACCACGCCUUCAACACCCGAAGACUCUUCUGAUUCCUGGGUGGUAAUCGCUUCAGUACAAACUAGUCGAAGCGUUUCAGGCGCAAGAUAUUUGCCUUCGCCCAUCGUAGAACAAGACAUAAGAACUAAAUUGCUUAAUGAACAUUCCGACGAAGAUCCUACAACUACCGAUGAACCUGUGACUACGGUCUCUUCAAAACCAAAUACGUCUACAGAAAGUUUGAACGAUAAAUUAGAUAGGGUUCAAUCAGACUUAUCAAUUUCCUUGUUGACUGGUGGAUUUAAUAAUAGCGGUAAUAAUAUUACGGUAAUCAAAGAAGUACAAAUUGAGAAAAAUGCGACUAUGAUUGAUAUUGAAACCACUACUCCGACCACUACAACUACGACUAUUCGAACAACAUCACCUCAAGUCGUGAUUAAGAAAUUCUCAGCGGUUGCCCGACCAACAUUUAAGCCGCGAUACCAGACUCGCCCACCGAAGACUACUCGUCCUCCUGUGCACUUGGACUUACCUCAAGGCGAUGAACCUGCAGGUAGAUCGACUGGUGAUUCAGCAAAGAAUAAUAUUAACAUACCCGACCUUACGAAAUUCUUGCCACCUGGGUAUAAGCCAACCAAAGAAGUACAAGCUGAAGCACCAAAAACAUUGGAAGACUUUAUCGGAAUAAAAGCAAAUAAUAAAACUGCUGUUCAACAAGUGGAUAUUUCUAGCUUCUUACCACCUGGCUUUAAACCUCCUUCUGACGCAAAGAACACUACAGCAGGUCAAAUUAAAAAGGUCGAUAACAUUCCGACAUUCCUACCACCUGGAUACAAGAAACCUGAUGAAACCAAACCAAUAUUGGAGAAACCUAAAUCAAUUGAAAAUUCGACUGGCCUAUUGCCGCCUGGGUUCAAGCUUACAAACAAAUCGAAAGAAAUACCCAAGUUGGAUAAUAUUGCUGCAUUUUUACCACCUGGCUUUAAAUCACCAACAACGUCAUCUAAACCAAAGGAAAUUGUUAAAAUUAAUAAUAUUGCCGCAUUUUUACCACCAGGGUACAAAGCACCAAGCACUACCGAACAAUCUAAAACUAUUACUGUUGAUGAUAUGUCUGCGUUACUACCACCUGGAUUCAAGAAGUCUUCUAAACCUGAAGUUAUUUCUGUUAAAUUGGAUGAUUUGCUACCUCCAGGUUACAAAAAGUCUACAACUGAAAAACCUGGAGAAGAAGGACCGGUUAAGGGAAUAACGAUGGAUGAUAUUUCUGCAUUCUUGCCUGCUGGUUACAAAGGGCGAUUCACACCUAAAUCAACAACAGAAACUCCAAGCACUGUUGAAAUAACAACUGCAAAGGCUGCAAGCACAACAGCGGCAGGUUUUAAGAUUGUAUUCCCUAGUAGACCUGGAGGAGGCGUUCGCAAAUCCAGCUCUGGUAGAUUAACCACACCUAAAUCUAUUAACUACGAUGUACCAGUAGUCACAGCACCAUCAAUACACAAAGGAUGGCCUUCGAGGGCAACAACUGAAUUUACCGGUUGGCCGUCGGUCCUUACAACACCAAUUUCUGUUGUUAAGCUAUUGCAGGAUGUUAAAUACAAUGCUUCAUUGGCGGCUAAUUCUUCAACAACCACGACGACUACUACUACCACUACAACUACUACCACAACAACUACGACCACACCUAAACCAACGACACCUGGAAUAUGUUACAAAGAGUGUGAUCUUGCAGGAACCAUUAAACUGGUUGGAGGUGCCAAAUGGGUACCGGAAUUACUGGAUAGUAACACUCGUGAAUGGCAAAUAUUGGCAAACGAAGUUCAAUCUCAGCUCGACGAUGUGUACAGCAAAUCUAACAUACUGAACAAGUGGUAUAAGAAGAUUAGAAUUGAUGGCUUCAGCGAAGGCAGCGUAUUAGUGGACUAUCUUGUCGAAUUAAACGAUCUGGGGCGCCAAGUAGACACUCUGGAAAUUAAAAAGUUAUUCCACGAUACACUCGAUGUGGCCUUAACUAAAACUUCCAACCGUGCACCUAAAUCAAGCGACAUCAGCGAUGGAAAACUCGAAGGAAAACUAAGCUUAGGAAACUUUAUCGUUGAUCCCAAGUAUACAGAUUUCAUUGUUCUUCCAAAACAGAUUUACCCAACCGUAAGUUCGGUUGAUGAAAAAUACAAUCUUCCUCAAUGGUCCAUUGCCGUUAUUGUCAUCGGUUUGGCAUCCCUUCUAUUCGUCAUUAUCUUUGGAGUAAGUGUGUUAGUCAAUAGACAGAAAAACGCGAAAAAGAAGCAACCCGUCCCAUUAACCGAAGAUAUGCUUAAUGAGCUCAAUAAAAACCACAUGGCUGGAAUCGAUAACUUCGGCGCUGACGAUAUUUACAAUAUGGAAGAUGUUUGGAAUGAUAAACAUUACGAUACGAAAUUACCCAAAAAAAGAUCAGCGGGUUCGAUCCAUGAUAAUAGCAUGGCUAAUCUCUACGACAGUUGGAAAUCUGAAUGGAAUGGCUAUUAUUAUAACGAGUAUUAUGGGAACAACCAGCAUCCUGGAAGCAGUCACGGCGGCCGCAGACGCUCUGAUUACGACACGAACUUCUAAGGAAGUACACUAAAAAACAUGGAGAACAAAAUAAUCUGCGACAAAAUCAUCCACGUGUAUAUAUUUAUAUAUUUAAAUUUGUUCACCCGUAUAUACAACAUCACACUGAAAGAGAGAGAAGAACUACAAGAACAAUAACAACAACAAGAACAUCAAUGCUCAAAUUUUUAAAAAAAUAUUGUAUUCAACUUUUAGACUUAUUCCCCCUGAAAUGAGGAUUUGUAGGCAAUUUAAAUAUAUAUUUAUGACCAGGAUUUUCUAGUCAGACUACAGCCAAUUUGCAGACAAUUUUACUACUUUAUUAGUGCAACGGCUGUGAACGCGUUAAUUAACUAAGACUUAAGUUUUAAAUGGAUUAGAGAAACUUCCAAAAACAAAACAAAACAAAAAAGAAAUGACGACAAAGACGGAGAAAAUUGGGAUAGCGAAAAGUAUAAAUGAAUUUAACAAACAAAUAUAUAUGUAUAUUCAUUGAUGUUACGUAUUGAAUGAUGGUUAAGCUUAUUGAACAAUCCCAGCUCGUAAUCCAAAAGAAACAUAAUUGUACGUUAUUUAAAAUGUAUAACUGUUCCCUCCCUCCAAUGAACCUUGAUGUGUAUGGAAAUUUCUUGGCCAUCUGCAUUUUCGAAUUCUACGAUCGACUGUUGAUAUUUGCUCGAAAAUGAAUUUCGUUCGAUGCGAUGAAGGAAUUUGCGAAAUGCGGAUGGCUAACAUUUUCGAAUCACUCGAAUAACAAUAUUUUAUAAGUUGCGAUAU